Messenger RNA from Aspergillus bombycis, 993 nucleotides. RefSeq lists its product as uncharacterized. NCBI's taxonomy places the organism in Eukaryota, Fungi, Ascomycota, Eurotiomycetes, Eurotiales, Aspergillaceae. The coding region runs from base 1 to 993 and encodes 330 amino acids. The transcript has 2 exons. The record is from RefSeq and is a predicted model, not a curated record.
AUGACGAGAAUUGCACUCCUCGGCUCCACAGGCCAGGUUGGUCAUUUCAUCCUCAUGGCUCUUCUCACCACGACUUCCCAUGAGGUAGUUCAACUCGUUCAACCGGCUUCCGAAACCAAGGCAAGAUCUAUAAAUAUAUCUGCCGAGCAAAAGCAAAGACUCCGAACGGUUCCUGUGGAUCUCUUGGUCGCCGAUACAGAUGAGUUGGCAUCUAUUCUGAACGGUGUGGAAGUGGUCGUUAGUGCAGUGAAUGGGAAAGCUCUCUCUGCUCAAGAGAAGGUCCAGACAGCCGCAGGAAUGGCUGGGGUGAGGAGAUUUUAUCCUAGCGAGUAUGGGAUGCACCAUGUUUACACCGGGGAAGACGGCUAUGGAUAUGUGCACCCAGUGAGUGCUCUCUAUUUUACCCGCUCGGCAUGGAUCAUAAAGUCCGAGGCCAACGAGAAAGUGAUCCACCAUCCAGCUAUAGUCUCAGGGAAAAUGACCUACACCCUGAUCGGUUGCGGGGACCUCUACAAUCAAGAACGUGAAGCCCUUUGGUGUCCGUGGACGCAGGCCGAUCUUCCAUCGUACACGAUUCACAUCCUGGGCAAUCCUGACGCCAAGGUUGACUUUACACACAUUGGUGAUCUAGCCAACUUCCUGGUCAAAACCAUAGAUCAUCCGGAAGUCUCGGAGAACAAAGAGCUGAAUUUCGUUAGCGACCAUAUUAGCUAUAACGAGAUUGCGGCCCUGUUGGAGAGAUACUCCCGCAGGAAGGUUGAGAAGAUACUAAUGCCAAUACAGGUUAUGCAUCGUGUUUUUCAGAACAAGGAAGACGUCCCGGAGGAUCUCAAGGGGAAGGGUGCGUUUCCCGAUGACUUCUGGAUUGUGGUGAAAGGAAUGCAAGGAUCAGGUAGAUUUUGGAGGCCGCCGGGGCAGGUACAUAAUGAUUUGUUUCCUGAUGUGAAGACGAUGGCGUUUGAGCAGUAUUUCCAGAAUAUUUGUGGAUCUUGA